CAAACCACUCUCCACAGCUCGGGGGGGGGGGGAUAACAAGCUUGUGCCAACAGAUGCGCAUCUUUGUUAGCAGAGCAUGAGACAUAUGAGAUAUUAAUCUCUUUGCCACAACUAGCAAUGAGAUGAAGUCAAGCGCAAAAAGCAUUCACCACAUUCUUACAAUCUUAUUUCGACAUCACCUGUUUUAAGAAUUCUUGAUAGAUAAAAAUUUGAUAUAACAGAAAAUAUAACGACUCUGGGUUCUUUAGAGAAACCUAGGCUUUGACUUAACAAACAUUUGGCUUUGGAGCACUCACAUUCUAAAUGAUUAUGCAAGUCUUACCUCGAUAUAAAAUACAAAGGACUCUUUUUGUUAUAACUUUGAUGGAUUGUGCAUUUAUUGUUCAAAACAAAAUUGAAAAUAAGGAGUAAAAAUUUGGCCAGUAAUGAGGAGCUAAAAAUGGGGUUGAGUCGGUUGACAAACAUGCAGAGUAUAAUGUCUCUCCGUAGCUUGAAGUUCUGUAUUGGGUUUUGGCAGGGAUUGUUAUGAGGCAGCCGCUGGUGUUGCAGUUGCAGAAGACCAAAGAUGGGCUGGAGGAGUAUGCGGAGUUCGCUCAUUUGCCAAGAAGACAGUUCACUGAUUUCGCUUUGGUCCGUAAGGAGAUUGAGGAUGAAACAAAUAGACUUACGGGGGAAACAAAACAGAUUUCUGCUGUUCCUAUUCACCUCAGCAUCUAUUCACCCAAUGUGGUAAACUUAACACUCAUUGAUUUGCCCAGUUUGACAAGGGUUGCUGUUGAAGGACAGCCAGAAAGUAUAGUCCAAGAAAUUGAAAACAUGGUCCGAACCUAUGUCCAGAAGCCAAACUGCAUUAUACUCGCAAUAACUCCAGCCAAUCAGGAUAUUGCCACCUCAGAUGCAAUAAAACUUUCAAGAGAAGUCGAUCCAUCCGGGGAAAGAACAUUUGGAGUGCUUACGAAACUUGAUCUGAUGGAUAAAGGGACUAACGCUUUGGAUGCGAGCAUAUGGUGUUCAGCUGCAUAUGCUUUGUGUUGUAAACUUCUAUAAUCCCAUUAUGGAUCACCAAACAAGUCACUUUUCUCACAAUUGGAGUUGUUUUCUUGCCACCUAAGGUUCUUGAAGGAAGAGCUUAUCGCUUGCGAUAUCCUUGGGUGGGUGUUGUGAACCGCUCCCAAGCUGAUAAAAACAGAAAUGUAGACAUGCUUUCUACCAGGACAAAGGAACGUGAAUAUUUUGCUACAAGCCUGGACUAUUGGCACCUUGCGAGUAAAAUGGGUUCAAAAUACUUGGCAAAGCUUGUCUCGAAACAUUUGGAGUUUGUGAUUAGAUCAAGGAUCCCAAGCAUUAGUUCUUCAAUAAACAAAAACAUAGAUGAACUUGAAUCAGAGCUGGACCACCUUGGUAGGCCCAUUGCUCUUGGUGCAGGGGUUAGUUACUUUUCUCCAAACCAAUUCCCCGUUGUAAAUUUUGUUGUUAUAGAUAUACUUUGUUAUUCUCUCUUAAACAAAAAUUGGGAUUUAAAUAAAAUUUAUAUAGAUGAGUUAGUGAAAUAGAUUUAAUCUCGCACUCCACUUGUCGACUUUGACAUCGGGAUCAACGAUGGAAACAAAAUCCACGAGUCGGUUUGACUCCCGGCGCGUAUACAACAGCUCCACAGGUAUCUCCCAUGUCACUCAUCAAGCUCAAUAUAUCUUGUAUUAAUUGGUUAACAAACUCAAAGCGAUUGGAGACAUUCUCAUUAAAGCUUUUAAAUUCUAGCAUUUUAACCAUGUGCAUGUUGUCUCAAAUGAUUGCCACAGCCCGGUAGUCCUCCCUCUGCCAUUUGUGAUAGUAGCAUGCCGUUUGUAAUCUGUAGUGCUUUAUAGAUGCCGUAAAGCUCUCCUUCCUCGAUCAUCGAGUGUGCAAUGAGAACUGAGAAGCCGCUCAUGAAACACAUUUAUGGGCUCCCCGUCAGAUGACCGUGUCACAAUCUUCACUAUGUUGGUGUUAUCCAGGCGUCGGCGUUCACCAUAAAGUGCCUUGGGAUGCCGACCCAAAAGCCCCGCUCGGGUAUAUGAUCUAGAAGUGGUGGCAAGUCACGAGAAAUCACAAUAUCUUCAACAAUUAUCAGGUGUGUUAUCUUCUGCUCCCACCCUGGGUACCGCCACAAUAGGAAAAAUGUGUCCCAUAGAUUGAACCGCAACAUGGGGGACGCAAUGGAGGCAUUGUGGGUUUUAACCCAAUCCUAAUACACAUUGUGAUGCCCGUUAAGGGCAAUCUCAUCCUGCAAUGUGAAUUCAAAGAGUGGAAUCCAAUGAGUUUAUGCAUGAAAUAUUGAGUUUCACAAUAUUUAUUACAUAUUUUAUUACUCUUAUUAAUAUGGUGUGUGGGUGUGAGUGCAUGGACAAAAUAAUUUCUAAACAUCAUA
Molecule: messenger RNA, 2407 nt
Organism: Cuscuta campestris
Lineage: Eukaryota; Viridiplantae; Streptophyta; Magnoliopsida; Solanales; Convolvulaceae
Source: the annotation of a GenBank genome assembly